AUGUUAACUUUCACAGAAGCACCCCAACAGCCCAUGGGAGAGUACCCUAGCUUCUUAACAGAGUACACACAGGCCGAGAAGGAAAAACAUGCCCAACAGCUGCUGGCAGGCAAAGAACAGAUCCGUAUUUCCUCAGAGUCCUUUAUGCAGACGUGUGUCCCCAGCAUCACAGACACAAUCACACAGAAAUCUCCUAAAGGCAGCAGCACAUUGCAAGCUGGUGUUCUCGGUCUCUGCAGACAGCUUCUCUCAUUUAUGAAGUCUGAUUUCACAGCAGGCGAGAGCGACUGUCAACAAGACAAGCGCCACCGACUGAGUGUCAAGUGUCCCAGCGCCUCACCCAAUGGCAGAAUUUCUGGGGUUCCUAAGCUGCGGCAGAUAUUUACAGACAUGUGCAGUUCAGGUAGUGGGAGCGGCCCAGAACUAGCUCAUCUCUCCGAUGCCAUGGAGCAAGUGGGCCAGCAUAAAGGUGCCCACCAAGUGAUACCGAAUGGUGUGAAAGGCAGCACCGAGGCAAAGCGAUUACGAGCUCAGUUUAUACCAAAAUUCUUUAAGAAUUUUCCAGAGCUGGCUCAUUCUGCUUUCAAUACCCAGUUAGACCUCUGUGAGGAUGAAGAUGUGUCAGCCCAGAUACGACACCAAACAAUUAAAGAGCUGCCUCAGUUUGCCACAGGAGAAAACCUUCCGAGAGUAGCAGAUAUACUGACCCAGCUUCUGCGGAGACAUGACUCUGUAGAAUUUAAUUUGGUGAACAGUGCUCUGUUAAGUAUAUUUAAGAUGGAAAAGCUAGAAACAAAUUUAAGGAAACAGUUCGUUACGUUACUGGAGUAUAUGCCUCUCCCUCCCGAAGCAGCAGGAGAUGGUGAAGCUGGGAAUGCAGAGGCCAAGCUGCAGUUCACUUGCGUGGAGAGCUUACUGUACAGUUUUCAUCAAGCUGGGCUGGAAACUUCCAGCAUUGUUUUUUUUGCCCAGUACAUGGAGAAGAGUAAUAAUCAGUCUUAA
Molecule: messenger RNA, 1002 nt
Organism: Rattus rattus (black rat)
Lineage: Eukaryota; Metazoa; Chordata; Mammalia; Rodentia; Muridae
Product: apoptosis inhibitor 5-like
Biological process (GO): negative regulation of apoptotic process
Cellular component (GO): nucleus
Molecular function (GO): RNA binding
Source: RefSeq, a predicted model, not a curated record